Messenger RNA from Solanum dulcamara, 3350 nucleotides. RefSeq lists its product as uncharacterized. The transcript has 15 exons. Bases 163 to 2619 code for a protein of 818 amino acids. NCBI's taxonomy places the organism in Eukaryota, Viridiplantae, Streptophyta, Magnoliopsida, Solanales, Solanaceae. The record is from RefSeq and is a predicted model, not a curated record.
GGAAGGAUUAUCAUUUCCACGCCCGUAUUCUCUGUAAUCUCUCUUCACUCCUUGUACACAAAAGCAAAGCAAAGCAAAAGCAAGCGAUCGGAACCAAAGCAUUGAAUUCACCGGGAAACGAAGCUGAAAUCGUCUUUUUCAAUCCGUCGACACAUUCACCAGAUGGCAGAAACACCGAAGGGAGCAUCUUCGACUGUCAAAGCAAAAGACAAAAAUUCAUUACUUGAUCUGGAUAUUGGAAAUGACUUUCUUAAGUCGUUCAAAUCAGUGUCUAUGGGAGAAGAUGAUGCAAUGGAUUUCGACUUUGGGCCUAUAUCCAAAAACAAGAAAAAGACAUUCAACUUUGACAAAGAAGAUAUGGAUUUUACUCUUGAUACUGAUUUUGGCAAGAUGUCGUCCUUCAACAUCGACAUGUCAGAUUUUGAUAUAUCUCCCCCAUGCAAAAAGGAUCAAAAAUCAAAGGAGACAUCAAAAGAAGAAUCCACUGUUGCUGUCAACAAAAAGAAAGGAGAUGGCUUCAAUUUUUCAUUUGAUUUUGAGUUGGAUAAUUUCAGGUUUGGGUCAAGUCAGGAGAGUAAUGGAAAAGCGAAGAACAACCAAGAAAAGGACUGUUUCAGUUUUGGAUCAAGCCAGGAGAGUAGAGAAAAGGCAAAGAACGACCAAGAAAAGGAAUUUUCAUCUUCUAAGAGAAAUGAUAAUGAACGCUCUGGAAGUCAUCUCAAUGAAGACAUUGGUUCGUUAGAGGACGGGACAGUUCAGAAACACAUUGCAUCAGAGGCCGGGAUGACUUCAAUUAUUGAUUCUCAUAUUGACAUAGAUAAAAGUAAUGACACCACAAAACAUAGUUUACCUUCAAACCAUACUAUGAGCAAUAAUGAAACUUCAAAAUUGCAAUAUGCUAGCAAUGAAGUUCCACUGGAAAAAGCAAAAAGCCCAUUACAAGAAAAAAUAUCCACCAGCACUCAUGAAACAGUUUGCCAAGUAGAGGAGCGAACUUCUUUGAUGUCACAGAGUGAAUCAAGGAGGAAUAAUUCUUCAAGUUUACAGGAACAUGUUAAUUCUGUGGCUGCGGAUGUUAGUCUCUUAGGUGUAGGAACAGAUUCUAUUAAAAAAGUGCUUUUGGACUCUGACACAAACUAUGAUAAGUCAGUUUUAGAAAGUUCAUCUUUGGAGGAUGUUGCAACCUCAAUGAAGAAUGCUAGUGAAAGGAGAAACUUUGACAAUGAUAAGCUUGUUUUGGAGACCAAUAAGGACAGGACUGAGGCACAUUCCAACAGUAUGUCAAAUGCUACAGAAGACAAAAUGCAAGACAUGAAAGUCAGUAAUGAUAUUCAGAGCCCAACUUCAGAGCUUUCUGCAUCCUCGUUAAGCAAAAUAGUAGCUGAAAGUUUGACGGCAGAGAAAAGAAGAGAGACUGGUGUCAUCAGGUCAAAGUUUUUUAUACCAUCAAUUAAACCUGCAGCACAGACGCAGACAACAACACCACUGACUGAGACAAAAGGUCCUGCAUUUAGUAACAAAGGAAUUGGCCCCAUACCACAGAGUCGUCCAGAUGAAAUAAUAUCUCAAGAUAACAAAGAUGAUGACAUUGGGAGCAAAGCUGGUUUUGCCCCAGACUCUAGAUCUCUGCCAAUGAUUAACCCUCUUCAGACAGGAAGUCAGGAGGGAUGCCAAGUUUUAGGGACUACUAUAAGUUUUUGCAAGGGAUCUCAGUCGGAUGGUGCGAAAAACAUAAGAAUAUUGACUGGCAAAUCUGUUCCCCAGAAAAGCAAAGCAAGCCGUAAAGAUCUUCUUACUGUCAGUUCUGGGGUAAAUCCUCCUUGCAAAACUCAACAGAUAGCUGCAUCCGCUCCAUGCAGCAUUUCCGUUCCAAGGAACAUAGCUCCUAUUCCAACUGCAAAGAACACUCUCAAUGAAGGAGAGAAAACACUGCCAAUUAAAGCUGCCAGGAGUCUUCUAGAGGCAUCUAGCUUAAAAAUUUCAGCAAAACUUGGUACAAAUCCUGAUACACCUCAGACAGUGUUGCAAAAAAAUUUGAAGUCCUCAAAAACAGUGGACCAGCUUGGUGGGUAUAAAGCUAUUAUACAAGCCAAAGACAACUCUAAAGAGUUGCUGAAGCAAAUACCUGUUAGCUUGUGUAUGAAGAGGAAAGUACCAGAGAAAAAUUCAGAUUUGAUGAUCCUACUUCCAUCAAAGCGUCUUUCACAAUCACCCAAUGGAAGCAGGGGAUCCUCUGAAGGUACAGAAAGUAUAUGCAACAAACAGGUUAAUGACCAUGAGCAUUCUGGAAAUGUUAAUAAGACCAGCGAAUAUGAAAAUUGCCAAAUCUCUUUACGCGAUGUUCCUAUGAGGAUGAACAUCAACGAGUUAGGAAGCCCUUCUGUGAUAGAAGAUGAUGACAACAUAAAGAAGGCUCAAACUUUGUCAAAGGAUCUUGAAGAUAUAUGCAACAUGCUGAGAAAAAAGCACGAGGAGGCAAAAGAACUCUUAGUUCGAGCUGUUGUGAACAACAACAAGCUGCUGCUUCUUAACCAUCCCAUUUAUGAAGAGAAGAUACACAGGGUUCAGAAAUUCGCUGCUGUAUUGAUGACGAGGAAUCACCAGAUAGAAUCACAAUAAGACAACAUAGAGGUAUUUCUCUCCUAUGUGUGUACACACACCACAAAAAGGACUUGAGUAAACAUAUUAAACAUAAACCUUACUGCUUUGUUUGUCAUCCCUGGUUCCAGUUCUGUAGUUGCGAAUUUCUCUGUGUAAAGACCUUCUCUUUGUUAAGCAUGUAUUACUACUAAAGACCUUCUCUUUGUUAUGUAUGUAUGACUACUAACGCCAUGUAGUUUCAGGCAGAGUCUGCUGCAUGUUCAAAUGCAGUCGCAGAUCUCUUUUUUUUCUUGCAUUCCUCAGGUGAAGAAGCAUUGACUUUGCUAAUAACAAACUAAAGUGGUUACUCUCAGAGGCAGAUCUUCCGCUGAAGGAAAAUCGAACUUCUACUAAAUUUCUCUAUCCCAUAUAAUUUGGCAUCUAAUAAUCUGUCCCUGCACAGGUGUUGGCAGUUUGCUUAUACUGAGCAUUUGAAGAUAUUGAACCUCUUGUUAUACUCUUUACACCAUAAUUUUGUGCUUCUUUACAGCUUCUCCCUCUUGGGCACCUUAUAAAGCAGCACCAAAUGAGAUAUAUCUGUCUUCUAUUACUACCUAUGUUAUUCAUAUCCAAAUAUAGGCCGAUGGCCUAAGAUCUGAUGCGUGAUGAGUAACAGGUUAAACAAUUUGGGAAGGAGAUAACUGUGUUUCUAGGGCAUACAUUUAAUGAAAUUACUUAAAGUGGAAUCAGAGCAAUCUCUUGAAUUUUUA